AUGGUGGCUUUAUAAGAUUCUCUAUUAUUCCCCCUGAAAGCUAGAGAGAGAAAGUAAAAGAAAGCUGUUGAGGUCAUCUUUCCUUCCAUCCACUCCCUUUUGUAUUCUCUCUAUUUUUCUUUCAUUCUGUCUUAAAUAAAUAAACCGUUAAACUGCUUACAAUCUCUUGCAUUCUCAAAAGGGUUUGUGUGAUUUGUUGAUGACCUAACUAAAAACCCAAGCUCAAAACUCUUUUUCUAGAAGCAGUUUCCCUUUCUCUUUUUUCAAAAUCUCUACAGCCCUUUAAUUUCACACCUCGAGAAUUAAAGGGAUUUGAGACUUUAUUCCCAAUUUCAAAACCCAUAUCUUAAUUUAUCCUGAUUUUCCUGGGUACCUUUUACAAAAUUGAAUAAUUUUAGGGUUAGGGUUCAAACAUUUGUGUUUGGGGAAAAAAUUAAAAUUAUGAAGAGAGGAGGGGGCAAAUUAGAGACUUACAUGGGUCUAACACGAGCUAGAUUGGUUCAAAUUCUUGCUUUAAUUGGGUUACUGUACAUGAUGUUCAUGACUUUUGAGGUACCUUUUGUAUUUAAGAGUGUUUCACGGGAUACUUCAAGCGUUUCUUUUCAAAACGAUGCGUUUGUGAGACUACAACAGUUAGAUAGUGAAGAAGAAUUACAAGAGAAAGUUGCUCCGAUCCGACCGUUGAAAGAGUCGUUAAUGAUUUCAUCAGUUUCUCCGAAACCCCAACGUCAAAUGAGGGAAUAUAAAACCCUUUCUGGGUUGAUUUUUGAUUGGAGAGCUUUGAUUAGUACUGAAAAAGAUGGGUUUUCAGGUUUACACAAAUCUGCAAUAACUGCAUUUCAAUUAGGUGAUAAACUUUGGGAAGAUCUGAAGUCAGGGAAGGUGAAACUUGAUGUCGAAAAGGCGGCAGAAAAUCGGAAUGAAUCAUCUUGCCCGAACUCGGUUUCGUUAUCUGGUGCUCAAUUUAUGGAGAAGGGGAAGGUAAUGGUGUUGCCCUGUGGAUUGACAUUGGGGUCCCACAUUACUUUGGUUGGUAAACCAAGAGCUGCUCAUGUUGAAUAUGAUCCUAAAAUAUCAAUUUUGAGAAAUGGGGAUCAAAGUGUGAUGGUCUCUCAGUUUAUGUUAGAGUUAAUUGGAUUAAAAACUGUUGAUGGUGAAGACCCACCAAGGAUUUUGCAUUAUAAUCCAAGAUUGAAAGGGGAUUGGAGUGGAAAACCUGUAAUUGAGCAGAAUACUUGCUAUAGACAACAAUGGGGGACCUCCGUUCGUUGUGAAGGAUGGAAGUCUAAGCCUGAUGAAGAGACUGUUGAUGGGUUGAUUAAGUGUGAGAAAUGGAUCCGUGAUGAUGAUAGUAAUACCGAAGAUUCCAGGGCAACGUGGUGGUUGAGUCGGUUGUUAAGCAGGCCAAAGAAGGUGACCGUGGACUGGCCAUUUCCGUUUGCUGAGGAAAAGUUGUUUGUUAUGACCCUCAGUGCUGGUUUGGAAGGUUACCAUGUCAAUGUGGAUGGGAGGCAUUUCACAUCCUUUCCUUAUCGAACAGGCUUUUCACUUGAAGAUGCUACUGGGCUCACAUUAAAGGGAGACAUAGACGUUCAUUCUCUAUUUGCUGCUUCUUUGCCGUCAUCUCAUCCUAGUUUUGCUCCUCAAAGGCACCUCGAGAUGUCUAGUAGAUGGCAAGCUGCACCUCUUCCAAAUGGUCCUGUGGAGCUCUUUAUAGGCAUUCUUUCUGCCGGCAAUCAUUUUGCCGAGAGAAUGGCUGUGAGGAAGUCAUGGAUGCAGCAUAGACUAAUAAAGUCUUCAAAAGUUGUGGCGCGCUUUUUUGUAGCAUUGCAUGCUAGAAAGGAAGUGAAUGUGGAAUUGAAAAAAGAAGCGGAGUUUUUUGGCGAUAUUGUUAUAGUCCCUUACAUGGACAGCUAUGACCUAGUCGUGGUUAAAACCGUCGCGAUUUGUGAAUAUGGGGUUCGCACUGUGUAUGCAAAGCGCAUCAUGAAGUGUGAUGAUGAUACCUUUGUUCGGGUUGAUGCUGUUAUUAAGGAAGCAAACAAGAUUCCUGAGGGUAGCAGCUUGUAUGUGGGUAACAUUAACUACUAUCACAAACCUUUGCGUAGUGGUAAAUGGGCCGUCACAUAUGAGGAGUGGCCGGAGGAAGAUUAUCCACCGUAUGCAAAUGGGCCAGGUUACAUAUUGUCAACCGAUGUCGCACAAUUUAUUGUUUCCGAGUUUGAGAAGCAUAAACUAAGGUUAUUCAAGAUGGAAGAUGUGAGCGUAGGAAUGUGGGUUGAGCGCUUUAACAGCUCGAAACCAGUGGAAUACAUUCACAGCCUCAAGUUCUGCCAGUUUGGAUGUAUAGACGACUAUUACACUGCUCAUUAUCAAUCUCCGAAACAAAUGAUCUGUUUAUGGAACAAGUUGCAACAACACGGCCGCCCUGUUUGCUGUAACAUGAGAUAAUCGUUUCGUGAAUUUCCCAUGAACCCAGUUUCCCAUUUGCCAAAACAAACUGAUAGAGCAAGUUUUGAAACCCGGAAUCAGUUUUCCUUCUCUGUAUAUUCCUCGAAAGGUUCGGUCUUUAUAGGUUCCAUAUUCAUUCAUUAACUGUUCUACUUCCUCUAUCUCGCCGAUUAUUGAAGUUUUUGUGCGAUGAACGAGCCUUGAAGAAGAUGAAGAUGAUGACGAUGACGAUGACGAUGACGAUGAUGAUCGAUGAAACCGGAUGAUUGACGACAAACAGCCUUAACCAGUUGGAGGGUUUUGUAAAAUAAUGUAAAGAAAGCAUAAAAAUGGAAUAGAAUCCUCAACAUUCCAGGUGUAUAAUUAUAAGUAUGGAACCAUCUAAUGACUAUUUAAUUAGAAGAUUCUUCCUUACAUUACCUGAAGAACUUUCCUGUUUUUGCUAUGUUUAUAGGCCAUGUGAAUGACUGGUAGUGAGUUUUAGUUUGGGAACCAGGAAAUUGUUCUUUAUCCUUUUUUGUAUUUGUUAAUGUUAACUCUUCAAUUUUGGCAAUAUAAGAUCAUCAUCCGGUAGUUAUGACUCGGUUAUUCGAUUUAAAA
Amaranthus tricolor (Joseph's coat) is the source of this 3051-nucleotide messenger RNA. Its product is annotated as hydroxyproline O-galactosyltransferase GALT6-like. Bases 442 to 2451 code for a protein of 669 amino acids. The record is from RefSeq and is a predicted model, not a curated record. NCBI's taxonomy places the organism in Eukaryota, Viridiplantae, Streptophyta, Magnoliopsida, Caryophyllales, Amaranthaceae. The transcript is spliced from 7 exons. Gene Ontology annotation, molecular function: galactosyltransferase activity; carbohydrate binding. Gene Ontology annotation, cellular component: Golgi membrane.